Messenger RNA from Saccostrea cuccullata (small rock oyster), 1303 nucleotides. Its product is annotated as two pore calcium channel protein 1-like. NCBI's taxonomy places the organism in Eukaryota, Metazoa, Mollusca, Bivalvia, Ostreida, Ostreidae. The transcript is spliced from 4 exons. The coding region runs from base 1 to 462 and encodes 153 amino acids. The record is from RefSeq and is a predicted model, not a curated record.
AUGACGAUAGUUUUAGCCUUCAUCCUGGAGUUGUUUUUGUUCCGUAUUCAAUACAGAAGAAAACUCAAACUGGAGGACAUAGAUGACCAUGCUAAGCAGACAGUACAUGUGUACAUCAGUGAUGAAGAAAAGAUGAUGUGUGAGAACCCAGACUACAAAUGGACCGGUCGAUACAUAGCUCUACAGAGAGAUUCCACAGAACUACAGACCCCCUACAUGUACAAGGGAGAGAGACACAGGAACAAAGAAGAUUUCAGUCUCAGAAUGUAUGGGGAUGAGGUCAAGAGUUGGUUGGAGGAGGAGCAGGAGAGUCGGGAGCAGACCAUUCACACAAUGACAGAACUCCGGAGGCGGAGUCGACCUAACGCUGACCUCGAGGACCUGGACGAGGACGUCAUUCCCAGCUCCUCCUUCUCCAUCCCUGUAGCUGACAAUGUCCAAGAGGCGGGGCUACUGACCUAAAGGGGCAGGGCCACUAUCCUAAAGGGGUGGAUUCACAAACCUAAAAGAGAGGGGGCCAAAACCAUAAUGGGGCGGGGCCACAACUUUAGAUGAUUUUUAGGAGAGAAAUGAUUUCAAUGACAUUGAUAUGGGUUGCGUCACAUAGUGGUCUCUGAUCUACUUUGGAUAUUUGAUGUUUAUUUAUUGAAGUUAAACCAAAGGCAAAGGUGCUCUACUGUCCCAGGAUGGGGACAGUUUUAUUCAUCUUUUUUUUUCUGUGAUCAAGUUCAAAUUGUGCCAAAAAGUCUUUAACAUUUCAUUUAACGCUGCCUCCUUAUGUUUCAUAUUCAGGAGGUAUUUUAGUUUGAGUGUGUAAGUAUUGAAUGCUUUGUAUUGAUCAAGAGAGAGAAGUUUUCUCAUAUUGAGAGGAAUAAGUUUGUGUCUGAGAAAAGAAAAAUCCAUGCCUCGUGUAAUUACAGUAGUAAAUCCUAUUUAAAGCCUGUGUUUUUGAGCAACCUAUGAACGGAAAUUAUAAAAUAGUCAAAUUUGAUACUAUUAGGGGACGACCAUUUGAUUCUGAGGGGAGGGGGGGCAGAUGUUGGAAAUAAUUCAUCUGCCCUCCAAAAUGUUGAAAAUAAAUAAUCUGUCCUCAACUGGAGUGGAAAUAAAUAAUCUGUCCCUGACUUCGAUGUUUUCACUUUUUUGCUUGUCAUACUCUUUUAGUGAAGAACAAAAUAAAAAAUCUGUCCUUGAUCCUUCAGCGACAUGAAAAUAAAUAAUGUAAAUAAUGUGACUUUAAAACACCCCCUAUCAGAAUAAAGAUGGUCAUCUCUAUAGGUGGUCAAUACAAGCAGGGAAUCCG